Molecule: messenger RNA, 5279 nt
Organism: Oncorhynchus mykiss (rainbow trout)
Lineage: Eukaryota; Metazoa; Chordata; Actinopteri; Salmoniformes; Salmonidae
Product: membrane-associated phosphatidylinositol transfer protein 2
Biological process (GO): phospholipid transport
Cellular component (GO): cytoplasm
Molecular function (GO): phosphatidylcholine binding; phosphatidylinositol binding; phosphatidylinositol transfer activity
Source: RefSeq, a predicted model, not a curated record
GCACGAUCAUUUGGCCAACAGGAGGCGCAUUCCAUUUGACCUGAGCGCGAGAGGGAAGCAAAUGCAUAGCUGUGGUUCACGAAUAGCGAACAAGAUUAGACGGCUCUCCGAAGCUCAGGAUGGCGAGUCUCUUCACCAUAUACUCUUGAUUCAGGAGGAAAUACGAACUUCUCUUUUACCAGUGUUUGAAUCCGCUGCACUAUCUGAGCGUCUCUUUCGCUUGAGGGGGAACUGAAAUGAAGGCAGAAGGCAACUCGUGUGUGAAUUACUAUUGGAUACAGUGAAGUCAAGGACGUUCAGUACAUGGUUUUUCCGUCGGUGUACUACCAUAAAGCUUAGGGCCACCGUAGUUAUUUGGUCAAGGAAAUGUGAGGACUUGGAUGCAGCUCGAGACUGAUGAUGAGUUGUCCCUAAUUCCUGUUUUACAUGAAGUCGUUAAACUAUCAAACGGCCUCAAGACAAAGGAAAGGAAACGGUCUCAAUUAAUUGUGGGCUACAUUGUAACAUUUCAAGCUGGUAUUAAAUGCCACCCUGUAUUGUAUUUCUAUGUCUGCUGAGUAGAGGAAUAAGCACGCGCUCUUGAAAAACAGAGGGAAUGGGCCAAUGAACUUUGAUUUUGGGCACCACCGAUGAGGACGCCAGCAGUGAAUUGACGAGCCACACAUAGAAGCCCCCCAGUCCCUCCCACCUCCAGCCCCCCUCCCCUCCCUCUGUCCCUCCCCCUCCUUCUGAUCCCUCUCCCCCCACCCCAGACUCACCAUGCUGAUCAAGGAGUAUCGGAUCCCAAUGCCAAUGAGCGUGGACGAGUACCGCAUCGCCCAGCUCUACAUGAUCCAGAAAAAGAGCCGGGAUGAGACCUGUGGCGAGGGCAGCGGAGUAGAGAUCCUGGAGAACAAGCCGUACGAUGACGGCCCAGGGGGAAUCGGCCAGUACACCCACAAGGUUUACCACAUCGGCAUGCACAUCCCCAGCUGGUUCCGCUCCAUCCUGCCCAAGGCAGCGCUCCGGGUGGAGGAGGAGUCCUGGAACGCCUACCCCUACACCCGCACAAGGUACACAUGUCCCUUUGUUGAGAAGUUCUCCAUUGACAUUGAGACGUACUACAAGCCAGACACAGGGAACCAGCCAGACGUCUUCAACAUGUCCCCAGUCGAGAAGAGGCUAAGGACUCUGGACCCCAUCGACAUUGUCAAAGAUCCCAUACCCCCACAUGAGUACAUGCAAGAGGAGGACCCUCGGAUCUACAGGUCAGACAAGACCAAGAGAGGCCCGCUGCAGGAGGACUGGAUCGAGGAGUACAACAACAACCCGGGGAAGACGCCCAUCAUGUGUGCUUACAAACUGUGCAAGGUGGAGUUCCGCUACUGGGGCAUGCAGUCCAAGAUCGAGCGCUUCAUCCAUGAUGUAGGGCUGAGGAAGGUGAUGGUGCGGGCCCACCGGCAGGCCUGGUGCUGGCAGGAUGAGUGGUACGGCCUGACCAUUGAGGACAUCAGACAGCUGGAGCUUGAGACCCAGCUGGCCCUGGCCCAGAAGAUGGCCCAGUUCAGCCAGGCAGAGGAGGCCACCGAGGCCAAUGGUGCUGCUUCAUCCCCAGACAAGAACCAGGAGGCCAAAGAUACCAUUAGCUCCUUAGAAACUGAGGUGGUCAGUGCAGGGGGCGGGGGAGACACUCUCCAAACAAAACGAGCAGGGCUCACCAAGCAGUGGUCCACCUCCUCCAGAUCCUCCCGCUCAUCCAAGAGAGGAGCGAGCCCAUCACGCCACAGCCUCUCUGAAUGGAGGAUGCAGAGCAUAGCACGAGACUCCGAGGACAGCUCAGAAGAGGAGUUCUUUGAUGCUCACGAGGACUUGUCAGAUGAUGAACAGGUUUUCCCCAAGGAGAUCGCCAAGUGGAACUCCAAUGACCUCAUGGACAAGAUUGAGGCGGCUGACGCAGAAGACAAUCCUGGAGAGCUGUACAAGGAUAUGGCAGGGGACUAUGAGAGGGCAGCCAGCGAGGAGAGACUAGAUGAGAUGCGUGGCUCUGUUAGCAGCCAAGCCUAUAGCUCUACCAUUCCCACCAUCACCGUAACCAAGCACCAGUCAGACCUGUCCUCCCAGCAAUGUCUGCAGCCUUCUAAGAUUCAUGUGCUGAUCCUGGUGUUACAUGGGGGCAACAUCCUGGACACGGGCGGAGGGGACCAGACCAGUAAGCAAGGUGAUAUCAACACUAUCAGCACGGCCUUUGACGCAGUGAUGCGCGUGCACUAUCCCACUGCGCUGGGCCGCAUCGCCAUCCGUCUGGUACCCUGUCCCGCCAUCUGCGCUGAGGCCUUCUCCCUGGUGACCAAUCUCAGCCCAUACAGUUAUGAUGAGAGCUGUCUGUCUAGCAGUCAGGACCACAUCCCCCUGGCUGCCCUGCCUCUGCUGGCCACCUCCGCCCCCCAGUACCAGGAGGCUGUGGCCACCGUCAUCAUGAGAGCCAACCAGGUGUACAAUGACUUCAUCAGGUCCCUGAACGGGGCAACCUUCUCUGGCCAGGUGUGCCUGAUUGGGGACUGUGUGGGAGGGAUCCUGGGGUUUGACGCAUUGUGCAGCAGCAACCAAACUAUUGGUGACAGCCAGAACAGCAGCCGCAGGGGCAGUGUAAUCAGCGUACAGGACCAGGACCUCCUCUCCCCAGGCAUCAUCAUAAACAGUGGGCACGGCUCUGCCUCUCCCACUCUGGAGGGCAGCCGCCACCUGAGCCUCAGCAACAUCGACAUCCCCCGCUCAGGAGGACCAGACGACUCCAAGAGACAGCAGCCGCGCAAAAGGAGUGGAGACUCCACAUACGAGCUGGACACCAUCAAACACCACCAGGCCUUCCUGACCAGCCUCCACUCCAGUGUCCUGCGGACUGACCCGUGCUCCCGCAGGUCCAGCAGCAGCACCUUCCAGGAUGCAGGCUGUCUGGGGAGGUUUGACUUUGAGGUGGCAGACUUCUUCCUCUUCGGCUCUCCUCUGGGCCUUGUCCUUGCCCUGAGGAAGACUGUCAUUCCUGUGCUGGAUGUGGCCCAGCUGCGCCCAGCUUGCCAGCAGGUCUACAACCUGUUCCAUCCAGCCGACCCCUCGGCCUCGCGCCUGGAGCCCCUCCUGGAGAAGAAGUUCCACCUCCUGCCCCCCUUCAACGUACCCCGCUACACACGCUUUCCCCUGGGGGACGGCAACUCCGCUCUACUGGUGGAGACAGUCCAGAGCAACCCUCAGCUCCUGCUCGAUAGUGGGACCCCCCUCUCUUUCCGCUGUCAGGAACCUAUCAGCGAGACCUGCAUCCCUGUGCCCGUGCUAAACUGGCAGGAGGGCUCCCUCAAGGCCACACCUGCUGUUCUAGAGUCGGAUGUUGUUCAGUCUCAUGGUGGUGUCUUCAUGGACAGUUCGUACCCCUCCUCCCCUGUUACGGGCCCCCACUGCCGGGGCCUGCGCAGGGCCAGUGAGGUCAGCAUUGCCAGCCAGGUUUCAGGAAUGGCAGACAGUUACACUGCCACCAACAUAGCCAACACACAACCAUGUCAAAUUAACCAAACCAAAAAACUCAGCCUUUUGUCCCAAAUCGCCCUGACAUCACAAACCAAAUUCUCCCUGAGAAGCACCCCUAAAUCCCAUAGAAAAGAAAGGACUGAUCCAGUCCGAGGAUCUACUGACACAGACAACGAGCCACAACCAGACCCAGAGGCAGACCCAGACGCUAACAGAGGUGUAAGCCCCUGUGGCUCUGGUCAGUUAGAGAGACACCUGUCAGCUGGCCUGGAUUAUACCAUAUAUGACCUGGUCUCCCUGGACUCCCAGGCAGAGGUGGAUCAAGUCGCAGCCCGUUGGUGGGGAACCAAGCGUAUGGACUUUGCCUUGUACUGCCCUGAUGCCCUGACAGCCUUCCCCACGGUGGCACUACCGCACCUCUUCCAUGCAUCCUACUGGGAGUCCACGGAUGUAGUGUCCUUCCUGCUGCGACAGGUGAUGAGGCAUGAAAACUCCAGCAUACUGGAGCUGGAUGGUAAGGAGGUGUCAGAAUUCACUCCAUCCAAACCUCGGGAGAAGUGGCUCAGGAAGAGAACCCACGUCAAGAUCAGGAAUGUGACAGCCAAUCACCGUGUGAACGAUGCAGUGUUCACAGAAGAUGGGCAGCAGGUUGUGACUGGCCGCUUCAUGUACGGACCUCUUGACAUGGUCACAUUGACAGGGGAGAAGGUGGACAUCCACAUCAUGACCCAGCCCCCAUCUGGAGACUGGGUGUACUUUGACACGGAGCUGACCAACAGCAGCGGCCGCGUGUACUUCAUCAUCCCAGAGAGCAAACGGCUGGGGGUUGGUGUCUAUCCGGUCAAACUGGUGGUCAGGGGGGACCACACAUUUGCAGACAGCUACCUGACAGUGCUUCCCCGUGGGACAGAGUUUGUGGUGUUCAGUAUAGACGGCUCAUUUGCUGCCAGUGUGUCCAUCAUGGGGAGCGACCCCAAAGUGCGCGCCGGAGCAGUCGACGUGGUCAGGCACUGGCAGGACCUGGGCUAUCUGAUCGUCUAUGUGACAGGGCGUCCAGACAUGCAGAAGCAGAGAGUGGUGGCCUGGCUGUCUCAGCAUAACUUUCCCCAUGGCAUCGUCUCCUUCUGUGACGGCCUGGUCCACGACCCACUCAGACACAAGGCCAACUUCCUCAAGUCACUCAUGGAGGCUCACAUGAAGAUCUUUGCUGGCUACGGUUCUACCAAAGACAUUUCCGUCUACACCUCCAUCGGCCUCUCUCCCUCCCAGAUCUACAUCAUUGGCCGACCCUCCAAGAAGAUGCAAGCUCAGUGCCAGUUCAUUACUGAGGGCUAUGCGACCCACCUCUCUCAGCUGGAGUACAACCAGCGCUCCCGGCCACCAAAGACCAGCAGUGCCCGCAUGGUCCUACGGAAAGGCAGCUUUGGUCUGGGUGCAAAAAGCGACUUUCUGCGGAAGCGGAACCACCUGCUGCGCACCAUUUCCGCCCAGCCGGCCCCCAGCUCGUCCACCGGCAGCGGCCACAGCAGACCAGAGCGCACACAGAGCCAGUCAGACAGCCACAGCCACAGCCAGCACGGCCCGGGACCAGCCCAGCGCAGCAUGAGCAUGGCAGCAGGCUGCUGGGGCCGCAGUGGCAGCACAAAGCUGGAACCUGGGAUUUUCAACCCAAAGUAGGGUUGGAGAGGUAGAUAAGAGAGGGAGGAUAAGGAGAGUGUGUAAAGUUAGAGAAGAGGAUGAAAAUGAGAAAGGAGGGAAAGGCUGCAAAAUAAUAAAAUAAA